AUGGAAGCACGUAUGCUCUCUGUUCAGCAGAUGCUCAAAGUCUAUCUUGACGGGGCCGCUCGCAUUCAAUCAUCCAUUCAUACAUCUCAUGAAGGCAAUGAUAAAAUCGCAAUCACAGAUCACCGCAACGUUGAAGGACGUUCUUCUGUCUCCGCAUCUCCAAAGCCAGCGUUAGAAGCACUUCCUAGCAGGAGUGCUGUCUCAAAUGGUGACCUAAAACAUCACGAAAUCACUACCAUGGAGAUCAAAGGGGUCGCCAGUAUCAACCGUAACUGUGCCUUUAGCAAGGUUAAGCAGCAUACAGUGGAGGAAAUUCAGAAUGACUCUGGUUAUGCCACGCCGAGCCUCGAGCUUGAUACAAAAGAAAUCGAGCAGCUCGCCAGCAAAAUCCUGGAUGUCAUUCAGCGGUACGGGCAGCACAUUGCCCCAAAGAGCGAGGAAGAGCACCUGCCCGAGUGGAUUGGUAAACCCCUAUUCAUGGAAAAGGUGAUGUCACAGCUUGAAAAGGGUGAACCUGUGAAGAUGAUUCUUCCAGCAUUUCCCUGGAAGAGUAUCAACAAGGUCGACAAAGUCACUGGGGUCUUGCCGGACCUUGGUGAGGAGCUAGCCCUCGCCCGUCUCAAUCAGAUGUGCGAAGACAUUCGUACUGUAUAUCCGAUGGGCGGUCAGGUCUGGCUUGCGACAGAUGGCCUAGUCUUCGACGACGUUGUCGGGAUUCCUGACCUCGAAACUUGGACAUACAGCGAACGACUCUUUCAGAUCACACAAGAAUGCGGUUUCGACCAGAACAUCCGCUUACUACGUGUGAUGGACAUCCUAGGCUAUACCGCAGGACGCAAACUGGACUGGGAGCUAUACAUCUCACUUGCACAGCGAUGCCGGGAUCACCUUAUGGCUAGCUAUGGCCGCACUGAAGACGAGGUACGGGCAAUGAUGCGUGAAGACAGCGAUACGCUUCUCACGUAUUGUGGCUUCAUCCGCUUUCUAGAAUCCGAUCUCCGAUACAGUCAUAUAGCGACGACCGCUACGAGCGGUCAAAAGUAUCGGAAGUGUGUCAAGAAAGUGGCGAUCAACAUGAUGAUCAGAGCUGAGUCAUUCACGAAGUUGCUUCAGUCAAGUUACACGGAUUAUGUGCGGCUCUCCAUUCAUCCUUCCACUGGCACUGUGAAGCUCUCUAUCCCUCUUAUCAUCACUGGCACUGGCGAGUUUCCACGCACACCCUGGCACAGCUCCAUUGCACUCUCUGUUACUGGGGUCUACAGUACGGUGCACAGGAAGAACGUACAGGAAACUCACACGUCCAUGUUUCGCGAGGACGAUAAUGACUCUUCUUCCCCGCAUUAUUUCCGCGAAAAAUCCACUCUGUGGGACUGGGAGGACAAAGAUGUAGUAUUUCAGCCGCAUUUCCCGAAUACCCUGAUUGUGCGACCAAGGAGCACCAUUCCGUCUGGCGCGAAGACAUUGACCGGUGAACAGAUUACGAAACUGCGGGCGUUGAUCGCUGUACACACGGCGGGGCCCGUCAUAAUCGAGGGGUUCGCAAACACAGACAUGCUGGACACCGUGGCAGCGGCGGUGUGA
Messenger RNA from Plenodomus lingam JN3, 1581 nucleotides. RefSeq lists its product as uncharacterized. NCBI's taxonomy places the organism in Eukaryota, Fungi, Ascomycota, Dothideomycetes, Pleosporales, Leptosphaeriaceae. The record is from RefSeq and is a predicted model, not a curated record.